Diuraphis noxia (Russian wheat aphid) is the source of this 575-nucleotide messenger RNA. RefSeq names its product Troponin C at 41C (gene TpnC41C). The record is from RefSeq and is a predicted model, not a curated record. Gene Ontology annotation, cellular component: myosin II complex. Gene Ontology annotation, molecular function: calcium ion binding. NCBI's taxonomy places the organism in Eukaryota, Metazoa, Arthropoda, Insecta, Hemiptera, Aphididae.
UUAUGACGUCUAUACGUCAGUCCCUCUGAGUUCUGCUAGUCACUUUAAUAUUUGGCUGCUCCUUACAACUUAGUUCACUCAAAAGAACAACAGCUCUAUUUAAUAAAAAUAAUUUUAAUCGACAAAAAAUGGUAACCAAAGACGAUCUAGACAAAGACCAAAUAGCUCUACUAAAACGAGCUUUCGAUGCCUUCGCUCAAGACAAAGGAUACAUUGAAGCCAACAUGGUUGGUACGAUUCUUCAAAUGUUGGGUCACGACGUUUCCGAGGACCGGUUACAAGAAAUUAUUGCUGAGGUCGAUGCGGAUGGGUCGGGACAGUUAGAAUUCGAAGAAUUUGUUACACUAGCAGCUGGAUUCUUAACUGAAGAUGAACCGGAAGACGUGGAGGCUAUGCAAGCGGAACUAAAAGAAGCGUUUAGAUUAUAUGAUAAAGAAGGAAAUGGAUACAUAACCACGGAUGUUUUAAGAGAAAUACUCAAAGAAUUAGACGACAAAAUAACAAAUGAAGAUCUAGAUAUGAUGAUAGAGGAAAUCGAUUCUGAUGGUUCCGGAACUGUCGAUUUUGACGGUUAG